Molecule: messenger RNA, 1703 nt
Organism: Jatropha curcas
Lineage: Eukaryota; Viridiplantae; Streptophyta; Magnoliopsida; Malpighiales; Euphorbiaceae
Product: serine carboxypeptidase-like 18
Biological process (GO): secondary metabolic process; proteolysis
Molecular function (GO): acyltransferase activity, transferring groups other than amino-acyl groups; serine-type carboxypeptidase activity
Source: RefSeq, a predicted model, not a curated record
AUCUCCCCCCAUUCUGUGCUCUGUCCAUAUUAUAAAACGCCUGAAAACAUAUGCAAAUUUGCAAGUUAUAGAACUCAGUAGAAAUUCUGAGAAAUGACAUCCACUUCAGGCACCGGUAACCUGAACUGGGGAUGUCUCCAAUUGGUCUUUCUAUUACUUUUCUCUGCAAAUGCUGCUUUCUGUGCCACCAUUGUCAAGUAUCUACCAGGAUUUGAUGGUGAACUUCCCUUCACACUCGAAACCGGGUAUGUAACUGUGGGGUCAUCAGAAAUGUUCUACUAUUUCAUAGAAUCAGAAGGGAACCCCAAAGAGGAUCCUCUUUUGCUUUGGUACAGUGGGGGCCCUGGUUGCUCUGCAUUCAAUGGUUUAAUUUAUGAAAUAGGUCCACUAGAGUUUAAUAUUUCAGACUAUGAAGGAGGCUUGCCAUCAUUGUCCUAUUACCCAUAUUCAUGGACAAAGACAGCAAGCAUAUUAUUUGUUGAUGCUCCAGUUGGCACUGGUUUUUCCUAUGCAACAACUGAAGAUGGUUGGGCUAUGUCUGACACAGUAACAGGAGAACAAGUCUAUGAGUUCCUCAAAAAUUGGUUCAUGGAUCAUCCACAAUAUCUCAAACUCCAAUUAUUUGUUGGGGCUGAUUCUUAUUCAGGCAUAUCAGCUACAUUGGCAGUACAACAUAUUUUAGAUGGAAAUGGCUAUGGACAAGAACCACAUUUGAACCUGAAGGGUUACAUUCUUGGAUGCCCAAGAAUAGAUGGGCAAAUUCAAGAAAAUUCAAAGAUAAUAUUUGCUCACAGGAUGGCACUUAUAUCUGAUGAACUUUACAAGGCAGCCAAAAAUGCUUGUGAUUCAGAUUACUAUGGAGUAACCUCAUCAGAUGCAGCAUGCUAUGAGUAUCUCAAAUUGAUCAAGAAGUGCUAUAAGGAUAUAAACAAGAAUGAUAUUUUGGAGCCUAAAUGCACUUAUGCAUCUCCUGAUCCGGUUCAAGAAUCGGCUCGAAGAUCACUCAGGGGAAGUUCUGUAGAUUUGAUUAUGUCUCCUGUUAGAAGUUCAGAAAAAUGGUGUCAUAAUUUCAAUUAUUCUUUAUCCUAUGUGUGGGCAAAUGAUGAAAGUGUGCAAUCUGCUCUUAAUGUCCGACGGAAAACAGUACGAGAUUGGAAGAGAUGUAACAAAUCCUUGGAUUAUGACUAUGAUGUCACCAGUGUUAUUUCUUACCAUCGGAAUUUUACUACAAAGGGAUUACAAGCUCUUGUAUACAAUGGAGAUCAUGACUUCACAAUACCAAAUGUGGGGACCCAGCAAUGGAUUAAGGAACUAAACCUGACUAUUGUUAAUGAUUGGAGACCCUGGCUUGUUGAUGGUCAGGUUGCAGGGUACACAAUUAAAUACUCCGAAAAUGGAUAUCGCUUGACGUAUGCAACUGUGAAGGGAGCAGGUCACUCUCCUCAAGAGUACAAGCGCAGGGAAUGUUAUGACAUGUUUGAUAGAUUUAUUCAUUAUUACCCUAUCUAGACCAGGAAAUUAUAAUAUUUUUAAUUUCAAUUCGAUUGAUGGUAUUGGUACCAACUUCAUCUAUUAAAUUUUGUAAUCUUGUCAUACUGGCUUAUGUAAUUGAGAUGCUGUUAAAAAGCUGUUUGAGAAAAUUAAAUAAUUUUAUAAUCUUAAUAAGGAAAUAAUAUUAUUAAGGGGCUGUUCGUCAAUUUCAA